AUGUCUCUCCAGCCUGCUGCUGACGCGUCCUCGACGCCUCGCCUGCCAGUGAUGCCUCGCCCUCCUAGGAUUCCCUCGCCGACUACGCCUGGUCUUCCACGGAUGCCGCCGGCUCAUUCUGGGCCCCAUGCUGACGAAUGUCAACCUCUGGAUCUGCUCGUUGAGAGUCAAGGGUUCCUGCCUUCACCUCCAUGUCUUCUCGCUUCAGUCGCCACGCCCACCCCGGCGUCUUCACUGCCAUCUGCUCGCCGGCUCCAUGUGGCCGCUUCUCCGGUUCCCUCUGGCCCUCCCUUGCUCAGAGGUGCUCCACUCUGCCAGAUGCUUACAGUUCUUCGUGCAAGGACCUCUUCUACCUCUCGCAUUUCCGGUGAUGUCAUCCGCUCCAGCCCUGGAUCCUCUCCGCCUUCUGCCAGACUGUCUUCUGUGACUGCCGCUCCCGAUCCUGUAGUGCCGCCUCCGGAUGUCACUGCCGUCUCUGCUUCUGAAUCUCCAGUGUGUCACCACACUCGUUCUCGUGCUGCUGCUGGACAUUCAUUCUUACCUCCGCCUUCCCUGAUGCCUUCUUCCGUACAUCCUGCUCAGGCUGCUUCCUCUCCUGUGUCGCCUUCUGCCGCCGGUGCUCGGGAGCCCGCUGUUACAUCUGAUGGGUUUGCUGCUUUUCCUGAAGCCGCUGUUCCUGAUGCGCCCUGCUCUCCUUCCGGUUCUCCUCAGCCGUGCCCUGCUGAAGCUCCUCUUGUCACCUCCAGUACUACUGGCUCUUCCUUCGCUGCUGCUCCCUCUUCGGCUGUUCUUCACGCUCCUGUCCCUGCGACGACGACUCCCACCCCUGGAGGCCCUCGAUGCUCUUCAUGUGGUAAGGUGUGUCUCAGCAAAAGACAUCUUCGCUUCCAUCGUUACCGCCGACAUCGUCGUUCAUCUCUCUCUGCGUCUCCCGGUGCCGAUGCUUUCGUCACUCCUGGUCCUUCGCCUUCCGGUUUCUUCUCCGACUCUUCCUGCAUCGCCUUACAGUCCCAGUGCUCCUUCCGGCCCUCCUCCUGGCCCGCUGGGCCCCUCUUCGACUUGUCGGGUUGA
Molecule: messenger RNA, 1071 nt
Organism: Stegodyphus dumicola
Lineage: Eukaryota; Metazoa; Arthropoda; Arachnida; Araneae; Eresidae
Product: vegetative cell wall protein gp1-like
Source: RefSeq, a predicted model, not a curated record